This is a messenger RNA of Zootermopsis nevadensis, 3648 nucleotides long. It is a transcript of the gene Gpat4, whose product is annotated as Glycerol-3-phosphate acyltransferase 4. Gene Ontology annotation, cellular component: endoplasmic reticulum. Gene Ontology annotation, biological process: triglyceride biosynthetic process. Gene Ontology annotation, molecular function: glycerol-3-phosphate O-acyltransferase activity. The record is from RefSeq and is a predicted model, not a curated record. Lineage: Eukaryota; Metazoa; Arthropoda; Insecta; Blattodea; Termopsidae.
AGCAGUAGGGAGGCAGUUAUAGCGGUGAAUAGGUCAUCUGCGGGUGAUCUGUGGUAGGUCGUAUCAAUAUGGCGUUAAUAUGGAGCGUAAUAAGUGUUUCAUGCUCUAUACUCGUGACACCGUUCUUAAUGUUUUUAUUAGCAAUAAUAUUUCUGGCUUCAAUCGGAAAAUCCUUAGGAGUUCGAAGAUUAUAUGUGAAAAUGUUGCUAAAAAUAUUUGAGUACGGUCGAGAAAACAUUGAGAUCGCGCAGAAGGACCGACACGCCAGCUGCGAAAACUCUGAAAAUGAGGAUGAAGAUUGCGACAAGGACGGACGGGGGGACUCGAGACGAAAUUGCUCUCGUAGUGUCACUAGUGACCGCAGAAUUCACAGUGACCACUUGCUUUACAAGGCAGACGGCAAGGUCAAGAACGGUGUCCUGGCGAACAAUUCGACAAGUGUGAUCAGCAGAGAAGACCUGAUCCUGGUGCCUGAUCCAGAGCAUAACUACUCACAUGCAAACAGUAACAUGACCUCUGAGGAUGACCACACAGCCGCCUCACACAAUUUUCCCAGGCGAAGAUCUUUUGAGACGUUGAGAAGUGACUUUGAACUGUCGGAUUGCCUCGAUUUCGUCAAGGUUGGAGUAGAAGCGAUAAUUGAAGAUCAGGUCACUCUUCGGUUUGAAACUGAAGAACUUAAGUCAUGGAAUCUGCUGACAAGAACAAACCGCCACUACGAAUUCAUCAGUUGGCGACUGAGCUUCAUUUGGAUGGUGGGUUUUUUCAUGCGGUAUUGUUUUCUCUUACCGCUGCGGGUCUUAAUCUGCUUUAUUGGCACUGUAUGGAUUGUCAUGGCUAUGUUGCUUGUCGGUCUGGUUCCUGAAGGGCGUUUCAAACACUGGCUCCACAGGCGAGCGUACCUCAUAACAUUUCGAAUUUUGGCACGGUCGCUAUCGGCCAUCAUCACCGUGCACGAUAAGCAGUACGUGCCUUCAGGCGGGGUGUGUGUCGCGAACCACACGUCGCCUAUCGACAUUAUAAUGCUGUCCACAGAGAACUGCUACUCCCUGGUGAUGUGGCUCACAAUUUGUACUGGGAUUGUUGGCUAUGUUCCUGAGGGCAAGUUCAAACGCUGGCUUAAUUACCAUGUAUCAAUCAUGUGUUUUGGCGUCUUGUCCAGUGCCCUAUCUGCUGUUAUCACGUACCAUAAUCCAGAGAACCGGCCUAAAUGUGGCAUCUGUGUAGCGAACCAUACGUCACCCAUAGAUGUCCUUGUGCUUGCGUGUGACAACUGCUAUGCUCUGAUUGGCCAGCGGCAUGGUGGGUUUCUUGGUGUCCUGCAGAGGGCACUGGCAAGAGCAUCCCCACACAUCUGGUUUGAAAGGUCUGAAGUUAAAGACCGGGAGGCAGUAGCAAAGAAACUGCGACAACACGUGUCUGACCCGAGAAACCCGCCGAUUCUGAUCUUUCCUGAAGGCACUUGUAUCAACAACACGUCUGUAAUGCAGUUCAAGAAAGGCAGCUUUGAAGUGGGCAGUGUUAUUUAUCCAGUGGCAAUCAAGUAUGACCCUAAGUUCGGCGACGCCUUCUGGAACAGCAGUCGAUACUCUAUGAUGCAGUACCUAUAUCUGAUGAUGACAAGCUGGGCCAUCGUUUGCGACGUCUGGUACUUGCCACCGAUGUACCAGCAGGAAGGAGAGACCGCAAUUGACUUUGCCAACCGAGUUAAAAGUGUGAUAGCUCGCCAGGGAGGCCUCGUGGACCUCAUGUGGGACGGGCAGUUAAAACGCAUGAAGGCAAAACCGGAAUGGAAGGAAAAGCAACAAGAAGAAUUCAGCAAACGGCUUAAAGUAGACGCAAGGAAGCAAGAGUGAAGGAGGAAAGAAGUAUCGAACUGUCCUUUUGUGACCCUCGUUUCCUCCUAGUCAUUCCGAUGAAAUUGGUUUUGGUUUGUUGCGACAAACUUUGCGAGGCCUGUAACUCGCCUGCAGAAUAAUAAUUACUUUUAAGGAAAUCAUGGCCACUGUGGGGUACAUCACAAAGGAUUAGGCAUUAGUAUUACCCCAAGAAAGGAAAAAUGUGUGUGUACAUAUUAAAAAAAAGGUUGGUUUAUAUUUUUGGUAUUGAACUUUUGCACAAGUGAGUUAAGUAAGAAGAAGAAGCCCUUUUUGACAUUUCUGUUGGAAAUAUUAUUGUACGUUGCGUUUAAAAAGAAUUUGGGAAUUAGUAAUACAGAGUCCGUGCAAUUCAUUAGUUUACAUGAAAACUCCAUUCUAAGUCUCAUCAGAGCAUAAAAUACGAUUUGCUUCAUUACGUUAAUAUACAUCUAGUGUACUAUCCUUACGGGGCAACGCACCUGUCGUGUCGCCAGGAGAUGCCACGUUGCAUUAGUGCGUAAAACGAACAUACCAAAGACCGCUGGAAUUUUAAUGGGAGGUGGGCGUUUCACAUAAAGUAACUAAUUUUUCUGAACUGCCAUUUAUUUCCUAUCACAUUUUGUGAGAUGGGGUAUGAACAUCGAAUCCAUGACAGGAAGAACACAAACAUUCCAAAACUCCUCUACACAGUAGAACUGAAAUGCAUCACGGAGUAUGUGUGUCGGUAUGCUUGAAUGUGUGUUAGAAUGCAGUUUGAAUCGUCUUGUGUGUGAAAUAAUGUCAAUACUCUGUGAUAAAAAGUGUGUGGUUAAGUAGUACAAGCCUCCACUGAAUGUAGAAAACAGACGACCCAUUGGCUUAUUCUUUUGAAUAACUACUAUAAUUUAAUUUAUAGUACUUAAGAGGAAACAUAAAUCGUUUUUAGUUUAAAAAGACAUAUGUCUUCUUAUGGAAGUCAGGCACAGCAUGUCGAAUGUUUCUUCGUAGGACCAAAAAUAACCGAGAAUCCUGGAUGCGUCUGUGUAAGCCAGUGGGUUCACGAUAGGAUAGUGCCGCAGCAUAACUGAAGCGCGACAGAUCUGCUGUUUACUGUUUAUAAGUCUUUUUAUUUAUUGCCUUAUUCAUACUGGUAAAAUUUAGGGAACUAAAACUGUACAAUUUUGAAUGUGCGCGCACGCACAUGUGUGUACCGAGGACGAAACCUCACAGGAAAUAAUGAAGACUCUGGGUUUCAUAAUGCAAAUUACACAUAUUUAAAUUAUUAAAUAUGGUAGCUAAACACUAUCAGUUAUUUGUACACGUUAAAAUAUAUUUGGAAAUGUGUUUCUCGCACUAAGUGUAUAUUUAGGUAGGCCUCGUCUACGUGUAAUAUAGUGUUGUGUGAAUACUUAAUGUAAUAUGUCCUUAUUGUUAUGGCCCAGUUUUGAUGUGCCUUUGUUGUGAAUUAUGAACAUAAAUGAUAUUAAAAUUGAAAGUGAAAUAUACAGAUGGUUGUGAAAUUGUCUACUGUAAUGGGGCUAUGGAAAUAAGGCCAUUCGUCAGCAUUUGGUAGGAUAUUACAGCAACCUAUUUUACAUAAACAGAAAGAAAGUGACACGUAAAUUUUAUUAGUCGAGUUCAGUCAGUUUAAAAGUUCUGAUAUAAUCGCGUUUGAGGUCUUUGCAAAUACUCCAAAUGUUGCCUGCUCCAUAAUAUCUGAAGACUGAAUUAAUAUGCAUAAUUGUCGUGAUAAAGAUGUAUCUCCUUUCUACCUUUAUAAUCACAGUGAUAAUAAAAGGCUCCCGGUAAA